Amaranthus tricolor (Joseph's coat) is the source of this 2793-nucleotide messenger RNA. RefSeq names its product aspartyl protease family protein 1-like. Lineage: Eukaryota; Viridiplantae; Streptophyta; Magnoliopsida; Caryophyllales; Amaranthaceae. The record is from RefSeq and is a predicted model, not a curated record. The coding region runs from base 133 to 1686 and encodes 517 amino acids. Gene Ontology annotation, molecular function: aspartic-type endopeptidase activity. Gene Ontology annotation, biological process: proteolysis. The transcript has 10 exons.
ACUCACUCUCAUCUACUCAAUUCUCUUUCAAUCAUUCAAUCAUCCCAUCAUUAAUUCAAGAUCUCCCAAUUAAAUUUCCCAAAUGCUGUAAAAACAAAUCAGUUGAUUCAUUUUUUUCUAGUUUUUUUUCAUAUGAUGCGGAUUCUUUCUUUGAUUCUUCUUUCAAUUUCUGCUAUUUUUUUCGAGGUUUGUAAUUGUAAUGGCCGCAUCUUUACAUUUCAAAUGCAUCAUAGAUAUUCAGAACAAGUCAAGAUUUGGUCUCAGCAGAAUAUCCGGGAUCAUUUUCGUUAUCGUUGGCCUAAAAAAGGUUCUUUUGAGUAUUAUUCCGAGUUAGCGUUACGUGAUCACUUUCUUAGAGGUCGCAAGAUAUCCGAAGUGGAACAACCUCUUACUUUUUCUGAUGGAAAUUCUACUUUUCGUGUUAGUUCUUUGGGAUUUUUACACUAUACAACGGUGACAUUGGGGACGCCAGGGGUGAAGUUUUUGGUGGCAUUGGAUACGGGGAGUGAUCUUUUUUGGGUUCCUUGUGAUUGUACAAGAUGUGCUCCCUUUGGGAAUGCAAAUUAUGCUUAUGGCUCUGAUUUUGAGCUUAACAUGUACAACCCUAAAGCAUCAUCCACCAGCAUGAAGGUUUCAUGCAAUGACACUUUGUGUGCGCAUCGUAAUAAAUGCUCAAGAUCAUUCAGUCAUUGCCCUUAUGUAAUAUCCUAUGUCUCUGCUGAGACAUCAACUUCUGGAAUCUUAAUGGAGGAUGUGAUGCACUUGACAACAGAAGAUCAUCAUCCGGAAUCAUUUGAGGCUUACAUCACAUUUGGUUGUGGACAAGUUCAGACUGGUUCAUUUCUGGAUGUGGCGGCUCCAAAUGGUUUAUUUGGACUUGGGAUGGAUAACAUAUCAGUACCCAGCAUAUUAUCUAGGGAAGGCUUUAUAGCAGAUUCCUUCUCCAUGUGCUUUGGGCUUGACGGAGUAGGAAGGAUUAACUUUGGUGAUAAAGGCGGCCCUGAUCAGAAGGAAACUCCAUUCAAUGUGAAUCCAUUACACCCGAGCUAUAACAUAAAUGUAACACAAAUUCGAGUAGGAACUGCACUCAAUGAUGUGGAGUUUACUGCCCUUUUUGAUUCUGGGACAUCAUUUACGUAUCUUGUUGAUCCUGCUUAUACGAAACUUGCAGGAAAUUUUAAUUCACAAAUUAAAGAUAAGAGGCGACCUUCUGAUCCAAGAAUUCCUUUCGAGUAUUGCUACGAUAUGAGACCUGAUGCAAAUACAAGUCUGAUACCUACCGUGAGUCUCUCUAUGGUAGGGGGUAACCAAUUCAUGAUUUAUGAUCCUAUCAUUGUCAUUUCAACCCAGAGUGAACUUGUAUAUUGUCUUGCUGUGGUCAAGAGUAAAGAGCUCAGUAUCAUUGGACAAAACUUCAUGACUGGCUAUCGCAUUGUAUUUGACAGAGAGAAAUUAAGCCUGGGCUGGGAGAAAUCUGAUUGUUAUGACAUUCAGGUGUUCAACACUUCUGGGGUUAGUGGCACUCUCGUCCCAGCUGCAGUCGCUGCUCAACCUGAUAAUAAAACACAAGGUGCUAUUGGGAGUGCAUCUCACAGAUCAACAGCAUUGCCAAUUUCCCCCUCGUUUUUUGGUGAAGUAUUUACUUGUUUGACGCCACUAAUUUUUGUUAUUUUCCUAUUUCACUAGCUCUAUUUAAGUACCACGUUCACCUGUGAAUUCUGUCGCUACCAAUCCCCGUAUAGUAUGUCCUGUAGUAUCUCCGUUGUUAGAAGGUUCAGAUACCUAAAGACAAUUCUUUUCAGCGCUGUAUUAUUACUGGAAACAGGCUAGGCCACUAUAUAUCUUUGGUAUAUAGUUUAUAGUAAUAGAAUUAGAGCAUUUUGAAAAUCUCAUGAAUUUUGUUCAGAAGUACUCCCCCCCUCCCCCUGCAUUUAUUCAAUGUAAAAUUUCCUAAGCUGAAUUCAGAUUGGCUUUGGAUCUGGCCGUUGUGUGCCGACUUUCUUGUCAAACUAGGUCCAUGAUCACCUCGAAUGGACAACUAUAGUAACAAGUUUUCCGAAAAUUUGAAACAAAUAAGUAAAAAUAUAUAAAAAAAUCACAUUAUAACCAACUUGUGAAACUAUUUCCCAAGAUAAGCAGUUUUUUUCCAGACCCAAGGUUUACAUUAUAACCAACUUUUAAAACUAUUUCCCAAGAUAAGCAGUUUUUUUCCAGACCUAAGGUUUAUUGUUUGCACUUAGUAACAGUGAAGAAACUCUCAUUGAUCCUCCCACAAAGAUCAAGCAAAACAGGUAUAUACCAUCUCAUUGUAGUACUAUAGUGUGUGACUAAUUGUCCCAAAGUCUGGAGGUCUGAUUUAUCCCAAGCUGUGGCAUGUGUCUAAAAAGUUGUACACUUAAACUGUGAUUAUUGUGCGAUUUCCCUCUGAUUUAAAUGUGUUUGCAAGAAUACCAAUUAUCAUUCCAUAUUGAGGGAUUUUAAUAGUCAGGAUAAAGAGAUUUCCAAUAUAUUGCAAAACUAGCCAAAUAGUUAGGUUGCAACAUCGGUUUAUGAUGUACUCUCUCCAUCCCUUUUUAUUUGUUUUUGUUUGAUCAAAUCUAUUAGUUUUUUUGGUUUAUUUGCUGAAAAGGUAGAAGCGAAAAGGACUUAAAGGGAAGGGAUGGGAGGAAGAAAAUAAUGGGAUGAAAAUAACAUUUUUUCCUUGCAUAAGAUGAAAUCUAUUACACGUUUUUGAUUCUUUACUCACAUUCUUCACCCGUACAAACCCAAACAAGGGUACUAAGGAAAAACUUU